AUGUUUACUACUGCUGAACUCAAGGAACGUCUAACGAAGGCCUUUUCAACUUUGCAGGAAAAUGUCUAUAAGGGUAAGCUUACUCAUUCUGAAGAAAUCCAAGCAUUCCAAAAGUACUUUGAAACUGUCUAUAACCCAAUGGAACUUGUUCAAACCGUCUGCUAUGCAGCGCCAAUUUUAAAAGAGAAAUUUGAAAAACACAUUGCCAAAAAGAAAUUUCCUAAAGUUGUAAAACCUGAAUUUAAAUAUGAUUUGGCCUUUGAGUGCGAACCACCCAAAUUUCCAAAUUUACCCAGUGCAGACUUUGCUCUAUCAUUUUUUCCCCUUACCCAAAUUGUUGUCGAAAGGAAUGUGGCGAAGAAAGAGAAGCCUGUGGCGAAAGCUAGUUCGAAUACUGCUUCUAAGCCAACUACCUCUUCAAGCCAAGGAGCUCCUUCUGCCAAGGAUGUUGCUUCAGAAAAAACGAAGAAGAGUUCAAAGGGUAAUGGCAAGCCUCCUUUGACGCCCAAGAAAAGAAAAGUCCUCACUGCAAAUGUAAUUCUUGUCGAAGACGAUGAAGAAGAAACUCCUCCAACUCCACUUAAGAAAAAACAGAAAAAGAAUAAGGCAACAGUUUCCCCUUACCAAACACACAAACAACAAGGUGUCGAAAUCAACAUUCUCCCUCCUCCUUCAAAGGAAACUCAAUCCCAGCCCUCUGGUGGCGCAGCGCUGGAGCAUAUUGGGAGCAAUGCUUCUGACCCUGAGGCUCAACAGGGUGCUGUCCAAAACAAAGGAUCUUCGAUUGGAGCCCAAAAUCUCGAAGCAGAUAAUGCCCAGAACGAACAAGAAACCUCUUCCCCUGGUGAAGAUGGUAAAAGAUAUUUGAAGCACGCUGAAGAGAAGGACUCAGCAGAGAAAGAAGAUCCUGAGGACACUCCCAGUAAUUCUCCUGCAAGAGUUGCGUUCCCUUCAGAUUAUGCUUACGAGGAUGAUCAGGAUUCUGAUGAGAUUGAGGGGUACUUUCAGGAAGAUGAAGACAUGAGUGAGGGAGAAGCUGAUCCUAAAGGAAAUCAGACUGGAACUGGUAAUGCUAAUGUCGAAACGGUCCCAAAUCCAGCUAAUGUUCGACUAUCCAUCAUCCAGACUUCACCUAUAUCACUUACUGAGGAGGAGAAAAAGGCUUUAAAACAAAAUGAUCCCCUCAAGUAUGUAAGGUUAAUGAUGGCUCAAAGAGAAUCUUCUUCAGAGCAAAGCAUUUCUGGAGCUUCGACCCAUUCUGGUGCUAGUGCAAACGAAGCAUCACAUGACGAACUCCUUCAGCAAGCGAAGAAGGCAGUUUUUGAUGUAGAUCUCUUUGAAGAAUUAAAGAAGGAUGUGGGAGAAAGCUUUGGCAUAAAGAAGCUGAUAAGUAAGAUCAACAUCACUAUUUGCCCUGCUGAUAUAGGUGAAGCCCUUAUCGACAUCCAGAACCUCAUUGACCAAGUCUAUGUUGAAUACCAUAGGGAGGUGGAUGCCAAAGCAAAGCUUCAAUCAACUGAAAAAGCUCAAGCCACUGAGUUUGAUAAUGCCCUUCGAACUUCAAAAGCCUCUGAGGAGUUAGUCGCUUCCAGAAAAUCAGCCCAAGCAGAAUUCGACACUUAUACUGCUUCGAUACGACUCUGGGAAUCUCACAUUGAAGAAUUGCAGAAGAAGAUUUCUGAUGCUAAGGCGAAGCAGGCUGCUAUCCAAGGCUUGGAUAGUACUGAAGCUGAUAAUCUAGUGAAGCAGAGCGUAGAUCAUGUCGAAAAGGCUAUUGCUAUGAAUGAAGAUAUUGCACGCCUCAGAGGGGUUCAAGCUGUUGUUCAGUACAAGAUUAGCUUGGCGAAGAUAAAGUAUGAUCGGAUGAGGGCCACUAUUACUUUUUGA
Lathyrus oleraceus (garden pea) is the source of this 1887-nucleotide messenger RNA. RefSeq lists its product as uncharacterized. Bases 1 to 1887 code for a protein of 628 amino acids. The transcript has 4 exons. NCBI's taxonomy places the organism in Eukaryota, Viridiplantae, Streptophyta, Magnoliopsida, Fabales, Fabaceae. The record is from RefSeq and is a predicted model, not a curated record.